AUGGCCAAUAAACGCGCAGGUAGGUGACGUUUAACACACUAGUGCAGGAUUUAUUUGCGCUUGUAUAUUGAAUAACAAAGAAAAUAUCUUAAAUAAAAUGCCUCACAGGUUCGACAAACUGUAUAAUGCUUUGCGGCAUUAUUUAGACUAAAAUGACACUGGAUUUACGGCAUACUGCAUCCUAUUUCCCCUGGGAAGUACCGCUUAAAUAAGAGAGUAGGCGUCUUCUCCCUAAUACGUACGACUAUGCUAAAACCCAGAGAAGUUGCCUAUUCCCACGCCGUGACGCUAACCCUAACCCAAACUUGAAACGGAACCCUAAUCCGACCUUUAAUCCUAAACCCAACGUUAUCCCUUACGUUAAUUUCCUUGCUAUUUAGUAUAGACUGACUCGUAUUAUGAGGGCGUUCUUGUUUGCGUGAUCAACCGCAAAAGGUUGUAGCAAAUACUCUACUGAAAUGCGCUCUCGCCAUCAACUUACUCCAUUUAAGAACAUGUGCAUAUUGUUUCUCAUUCACCUUAUUUCUCCCUGAUACAACAUACCGGAUCAUCCGAAUCAUCCAUCGAAUCAAACGAAACCAGGAAUAACCAAAUUACCGAAGUCCUGCAGUUUUGUUAGAAAUCCAGCAAAGAGAUUGUGAGCAAUUUCUGGCUUUACAAAGGACAAGGCUUGCACACUUAUGGCUACAAUGUUUGGAAAUCACACACAGAACCUCUUGGCUGGGAUGCGAUUGAUCUCUACACCGUCACCGAGUGAGAUCAAAAAAUUGCCACAAUUAUGCCUUUCUGGACCUUUACUUCGGAAAGAAGAAGAAGGCAAUGGUCAAAUGGCUGUUCUUGGGUCAAAAGUGAGGCCUUAAAUGCUCCUAAUUUUUAGUAAUUUUUAAUACUUCUUCAUCUCUAAUAAUUAUUGGGUGGGUAACUUGACCCAAAUGUGAGUAAACUUACGUCGUCCGGCGGGGCCUUGUAACUCAGGUGGUUAGAGCAUUGGCUUUACUAAAGCCUCCUCCUUUCUGUCGGGGGUUCAAAUCCCACCGAGGCGCCGAGUUUUUCGCAUUUGGCUCAAUAUGAAGUAUUCAAAAUCUGCCAAAACAUCUCUAAAAAGCUAUUUUGUUCUACGUUGUUUUUGCAAAUUGCUGCCAACUAGCGAAUAUCUAGAAGACGGUUACAGAAUUACUUAUAAAAGAUCUUAAAAGUCCAAUCCCAGUAUAUUGUGAUGCGUACUUUUACCGACCAUGUUUGGCGAAAUAGUUAUCGGUAGCGAGGGGAAUGAUGGAUCAAGUUUAUGACCUUCCCAAUGCCACUGGUUUAGUCAGUGUACACCUGAGACUUCGCGAAAAGUUGGUACUCCGAUAAUGGACUGAGUCAUACCACACGGAUGUACGACGGGACGGCAUGUACAGCUCGUUCUGCCUUGGUACAGAAUGAUAAGCUACCACCGUGUAUCUCUUGUGGUCAAACACACUCGUUGGGUAUCUCCCGUGGCGACGUGGGAUUACGUGUGUCUGUUGAGUUCGGUGAUGUAAGGAUAUGGUGCUUACUGCCGAUUUUUUUAUGUAUUCGCGUCCUAUCGAAUAAGGUGAAGGUUGGGCAGGAAAUACGUUCCCGACGGGUGAAGAUAUGAGUUCAGGGAAUUGGUUUUCCGCUCACGGUGAGGAAAACUGGCAUUUGACCGACUAGGCCAUUGCGAAUCGGCGUCUGCAGAAGCAGUGUGAACUACGUGAAAUCACAUAUACAUUAGUUUGAGUGAUUACUACAAGCAUGUGGGCUCACACAUCCUUUCCUUUUUGUAGGCUAUGUCUGCAUUUUCCGUGAUGAUAGUGAUGACGAUGAUUUCGAGAAUGACUGGGGUCGUCAUGACAACAAUCGCGGUCAUAGUGUGUAUGGUGAUAGCGGUGCUAGGAGCCGCAUUUGCGGUGGAGGUGAGCGCUGUCCUCCUUUGUUUCCUCUACGAUUAAAACGAUAAUAUUUUGCCACUACGAGCCAGGACUGACAUGUCACUCUGCAAUGAUGAGAAAUGGAUUGGUGAUUUUUGCAACUUUGCAGAUGAUUUUGUCUUUACGCGCCAUGGGAGUUGGACUGAGUGGAUUUGUCGCAAAAAUGAAUCCGGAAGUUUAUGACAGCUCCCAUCCUUGAGCCAACUGUCAGUUUGUGCUGUAGUUAUGUAAGCAGUACAUGGGUAUUUGCACCGUUUAUCUGUUGAAUUCCAGAUUAAUACACUUCCCAUUCCGGUUUUGCGCCGGAUAUUUACUGACUAUCGGAAAAAUGUCGCUCCAAGCUGCUGCGUAGUGAUAAAAUCAAAAUUCACUCAGAUUUUUUGAUGAGAAAAUAGUCGUUGGGCUAAGUUGAAUCGAGCGCACUUUUUCUUCUUUUUCCUAUAAACCAAAAGAUUGUCCUGUCAGACGUGGUUAUAUAGAUUUCCCUGAAGUAAACAAACCCCAGCUACCUAUAAAACGGGACCGGUGGUGAUAGGGGUUUUUACAGGUGGGGCCGGAGAACGCACAGGCGACGAGAUAAAAUGGUUAUAUGAAAAAAACAUAUCUGGGAUGCACGGUUGUACUUUGGGCGGUUGAGAAAUAGUUACCCUAACCCCUAACCACAACAUAACUACAUCUUACGGACUGCCCAAGUAAAAAUCGACUGCAGAUAUGGUCUGAUGUAGUGACUGCCGCGAAUCAGUCACCAUCUAACUUUAUCAUGAACUAGAUUAGCAUCUCACAGAAGUGAGACGUACCAUAGAAGUUACAAUAAUUGGACGUAUUGCAGAUUGACAAUAAACUCCCAGUCGUAAAGGUUCCAAGCCACGACUGAGAGCGUGUUGUCACAGUUUUAAGUGCGUCAGAUCUAUUUCAGCGAGGUGUGCACAUGUGGUCUAACACGUGCCAUCAUCCCAUCGUGUAGUUGCUUCUCAUUUGCAUGGACCACUGCGGGCGUCCAACUUUCAUCACUAUCCCCCGGAAUCCAAAUCCGCUCACUGUGCCCAAAGCCUUCGUCAGGUGUAUAGUCUGAUCUUCACUCGAAUCUUCUUUCAUAGUUGUCGAACGGUGAAACUUAUGCCGAUGGUUACGCACUAUCGGCCGAAUUCGCACUGAUCUUCGUGGAGAAGUUCCUGAUACAGGUGUGGGUUCAGAAGAUUAGGCGGGAUCCAGGGAAACGCCCUGCUGUUAUCAAAGUAUUGCUGGUUCCCGCUGCAUUUGUGCGAUUAACCGGUGAUGGCCUCCAUAAAGUGUCUCUACAACCAUAUUUCCUCAACCAGGUAAUUAACUUUGUUAUUGAACUGAAGGCGUCAUAUUUGUGAAUGUCAGUUGGAAUUGAGUUAGGGUCAUGCGCCCUACCGAUCAACAGUUGUUGCACCGCUCCAGUUGAUUCUUUAAGGGAAGGUGGCCGAUCGAUAUCGUUAUCGGUAUUCGCUAGUGGGAGUCGAUUGAUUCAUCGGAUUAACCGUAGUGACGCGAUCCAGUGCGCUGUCCUUAGGUUGGUUCCGACCCAGCUGAGAAGGGGUGAACUGCUCUUGUCUUGGGGUCGAAGACUCCUUUGACGGCCGAGAUGAAAUUCUUCAUUUAAUCACGGUUGGUAUCUCCAUUGAUUUUUGCCGCAUUUCCUGUUAUCCAGCCGUUUUGUUUUUCCCUCAUCCCUGCUGCAUUGGGUUUUAAGCAUGGGGAGUAUGCCGCUUUGAUCGGGUUACUGUUGUUGAUUAGUGCCUCUCAAACGGGCCGCGUGGUAGAUGCGCUGGACCAACAUGGGGGCCAUAUCAGAUUCCGGUAGGCGUUAUCGGAAUGCGCACCAUAACAAAUGCCAACAUUACGGGGUGCGGCGGCAGACCUACUUGCCGGCGUACGUCGGACACAUUAGAAUCCCAAUAGCCCCCCUCUCUCACUUUUGUUCUUGGUUAACAUCCCGGUCAUUUGCUCCGUGGACCAGUGGAUGUGGAAUGGAGCGCCACUGUGCGGGCUCAACCGUGCCACCCACUUGCGCCCUCCCCCGCCUCCGGUCGCCUUGUCUCUGUCUUGACCCGGGGCCCAGGUGGCGGAGGAGGAGAGAGUGCGGUAGAUUCCGUGCAAGUCCACUACUAUUGUAAACUAGAUCACGCACAGGUCACUACGUUUGCUUCGCCUUGCCGUGGAGCACACGGUUCACAUCGUCGGAAACGACGGUCGAAUUGUCGUGUAGCAUGCAGUUUUCGUUCAGGGUCUUACGGAUUGUAAGCCUCUGCUGUGCCAUAGUCGGCAAACCAUGGCAUUCGCAGCCUGGUGUGCGCUGGCAGUUCUCUGACACCUGGUUCCCUGCCGGUAAAUGCGCUUACGCUCCCGCUGGGUAUACAGGCCGUGUGCAUAGCUGCCCGGUCAUCCACGUUUAUGUUGUUGUCGGUGGUCAAAAUCCCGGGCAAGUGUUUGUUGUGAAACAGAGGGGGAUGGUGAUACGCCUACAGUAGGUAGGCUAACACAUGAAAUGUCUACUGAAAUUCCGAAAUGUGUUUUCGUUUCAAAUAGAUUAAUUAAGUAAGACUAAUCGACUCAUAGCCGAGGCGGUCCUUCAACGGCUGGAGUCGCUGGUUUUCCGACACCACAGACCGAAAUUCUGGGCUCGGUAUGUGGAUGACACCUUCGUCGUCAUCGAACGGGAUCAGGUGCUGACUUUCAAAGAACAAGUCAACGCCGUCUUCCCGGACAUUCAAUUUACGAUGGAGGAGGAGGAAAACAAUCAGCUGCCUUCCUGGAUGUCCUCGUCUGCCGCAAAGAUUGUGGUGGCCUAAAAACCAAAGUGUUCAGGAAAGCGACAAAUACGACGCAAAUACUGAACUUCAAUAGCAACCACCCGAUCAGUCACAAACGCAGUUGCGUAAGGGCGCUAUACCGGCGUGUUGAGACGCACUGCAGUGAAAUGGAAGACAAGGUUGCUGAAUUACAAUAUCUUCGACGGGUAAUGAGAGCCAAUGGCUACCCGCGCAACUUUGUCAACCAGUGCAUACGAAAAGGACACCAGAGACCAAAUCCAACUAGCCCCAAAUUUUGGCGGGCUCUUCCGUACGUGAAGAACGUCUCGGAAGCCGUCAGUCGUCUUCUCACUCCACUUGGAGUUGGGGUUGCACACAGGCCGGAAGCAACCAUUGGACGCCAAGUAAUGAGGCCAAAAAGACCCGCUGCCACGGCAGGAAACGUCUGGAGUCGUUUACCGGAUCUGGUGUAGUUGCGGACAAAGCAAUUAUGUCGGAGAACCUGGGAGAUUACUCCGUACGCGACUUGCCGAGCACGCAUCAGCAGUGAGGCGGGGAGACGCUAACUCUCAGGUGGCGGCACACUCGACGGGACCCGGCCAUAAUUUCAAAUUUCAAGAGGCCGAAAUCCUCGCAAGGGGUGACAACCGCGUGAGCCGCGAGCUGCUCGAGUCAUGGUUCUCAGGCCCGCAAUCCAUCAACAAACACAAUGACCUCCCGGUGGCCUAUUCCGUAUUGCGAUUUUCCCUGGGCAGGAGAAUCAGUCACGUGGGGAGGGCGCGGGUGAGCAAUUAUCACGGUGACAGUGAGCCAGUUUGCCGAGCAAUCGUCACACCAGCAUCGAGCACGGAUGACGAAAUCGCGGCAAUUAACAACUCGGACUCGGACCGCCAAGCCACCGCUGCAUCAAUUACGACCCCAGCGGCGAUUGUGAGAACUUUUAAUUGCAGUGCGCAUACGGUCCCACGGCAGCCACGUGCUAUAAAUACUGCACUCCUGGUGCCACCUUCACCUCUAUCUGCGAAUGUCUCUGAGGAUGGGUUCGAGUGAGAACCCGAAACGUCAGGCCAAUAAACUUCUUGUCCCAGUGAUCGCAUCUUCAUAUUCUGAACUGCUACCUGGGACUCGCCUGUUCGCUUCUAUCAGCAGAAUGAAUAUUUUUAUGCAUGCUUUCCAUGAAGUAUAAUUGGACUUUCAGGAGCAUCGAAAAUCAACGAGAAGAAUGCAUGCUACUUAAAUAGGCAUUUUGUACAGAGUAUGGUCUUUGCAUGCAGCCGGAAGGAAGCUCAUUCGAAAGCCGUCAUCCUGAGGUAACUGAAAUAUUAUAGAAUUAUGUUGCAGGCUGAGUAGUUCUACAACCCUACUUAAUUAAUCCUUUCGAAACAAGGACUCAUUUCGGAAUUUCAGUAGACAUUUCAUGAGUUAGCCCAUCUACUGUAGGUGAGGGUCCGGUCGUGCCAACCACCUACGUCCUCUCCCGCUUCCGGUCUUCUUGACUACGUCAUGACACCGGGUCCAGGUGGGGAGGAGAGAAUGCAGCAGAUGCCGCGCAAGUCUACUAACACUAAAAACUAACUCACGUCCAAGUCACGGCGCCUGCCUCACUUUGCUGUGAAGCACACGGUGGACAUCGCCGGGCACGACGGUGUAGUUGGCGUUGUCCAGACAGCGAACUGCAGACUCCUUGCUAUUAGUCCAGGAGCUUUCUGUGCACAUGACUGAGAGCUCCUAUGGCGGUGCUCUAAAUCGCAUCGCACUGUUCGCAUCAUUGGGUCUCAAAAAGAUCAUUUGCCUUUCAGAGGUUACAUUUCUUUCAUGUUGAGCAGCAGUUGCUGAUGCUGCGGUCUCAUCUUCGACACCUCUGAAGAGUCGGACAAAAAACCUGCCGACAGACCAGGAAACGGACUCAGCUUGACGAUUAACCACCAAAUGAGUGAGUCAGUACUUGACACUAGGCUCUUUGCAGCAGCAAACGCGUUAUGGAGGUCUCGUUUGUGUCAGAAGCCACUGAGCAAAGGCUGAGAUGGUAAUACUUGUUGUGUGUCGGAUAAACAUCAGACGCAGUGUCGGAAGGAAAGUCGGAAAAAGACGGAAAGACGCACAUGCGAGAAGGGGAAGAGAGCGCAAAGCACCGAAAUGAAUUAUUAAUGGGCGCAAUUCAACGAAUGUUAAACACAAGAUAGAAAGAGUCGGCAGAGCUCUUAGGGACGAGGAGGACUCAGUCGUGACGUCAAGCCAGAGGGCACAACAUCCUGUCCUCGCUGCCACACGGACUGGAUUUAAAGAGCAGCGGAAGAAGUCAGAAGCACUUGAAAAUGGCCUGUUAGUUGGAUGAUCAGAAAGCCAAAAACAGGAUCACUUCACCCAACUUUCUCAUCGUCCGGUAUAGCAGCAAAGUAUUGUAAACUCUGCUUACCUGCAGCAACUCGAAGGACAGCUGUUUGCGGUUGUUCAUCUAAACUUAUUUUUUCCUAAGACGCCGUCCGUACUAUGCGCUAUAUGAGACCAGUUGUGGUUAUUACCGUUUAUCAGCUAUUGGUCAAAUGUCCAUUGUCCAAAACCACAGCACUUCCUGAAACCUCGGACUGACGGCUAAUACGGAGAGCUUUUCAAUAAAGGACCUCAGUCUGAAUUUACAACCAAAAACGUUAUUUCCAUAAUUUAUCACAAGAAAGAAUUUCUUGUCUCUUAGGAAUCUUUCAUUUACGAGAGAACCACGUGCCUUUUGUACCUCAUCUUACAAAGUUAAACUUUUUUCUUCGAUUGCUAAACCUGAGCAGGCUUACCAGAGUUGUUUUUGAAAAGCGACCUAGGAUUACCAUCGUGAAAUUAUUGUUGUUAUUUAAAAUUUUGUGCUGGAAUGCCGAUUAAAUCUAACUAAUGUAAUUAUUGAGUAUGAUUCUGGAUUAUGACCAAAGUCGACUGCCACAUUAGCGUGAAUCGCGUCUGCACAGACACAAAAAUUCAAGGUAGACUACAUGAAAUCGAUUAUUUGUGGCCCAAAGGCACGCCCGACUUGCAGGAAAUGCAUUUACUUCGGAUAGUUUUACACCACAACCAAGGUCGUCACCUGGCCGACAAACACCUUUACAUCAGGUGAUACGAAAUGCUAUGGUUGGAUCUGACCGUAAAAUCUGUCUUUCACAACAAGCCCUGCUUAAUUACCUAUCAAAAGAAGGCACUGGUUUUCUACAACGUUGCUUGAAUUCUGACUAAGACCAACGGCAAAUAGACUUCAGUUGUGACUACACCAGCUGUCCCGACUGUCUGGGCUGGCAUUAAUUCUUUUUAGCUCAUAAGUGAACAUUUGCAUAAACCGGGGGAAUUAAUGCGCACUCAUAAUGAAGCGGAAGGUCUUCCGGUUUUGGCGGAGCAGGUCGAUCGGCCAGUCUACUCGGGUCAGGCUAAUAUCGUACAGCGGAUAUCCUGCGGUCAACUUUACCAAUCCUCUCCGGAUAGUGCUUUACUCUUGCAUCCGCUCUGCAGGCACGCUUUCAGGAGUUGAAAGCUGCGCUCAAUUAGGUUAGAGCGGAUUGUAAAUAUUCUAUCGCGUACUGUCGCUGCCACUAAACAGACCUUUUGCUGGAAAUAGGUUUCGUGGUCAUGCGUCCAACGGUUGUCUGACGGGUUGUGCGUUAAGCGGAUUUUCAGUGUUAAUCUUUCAAAACUGUCGUAAGCUUCUUCUACUCAAAGGGAAUCACAAGUUGAAGUUGAUGAUCUUGAAAUGAUAAACGUCCCAAGGAACGGAUACGGUCUGCGAAGCAGGCUUAUUUGAAGGUUGUGACUGGGUCGUAAUUAACAGUAACCGUAGAAGUAAAAUAGGCGAGUUUUAGGAGACAAUUGGGACAAAGGAGAUGCAAUCGUCAGAACAAUGAUUUUAUUUGACUGACGUUUAGGGCUCCCACUCUAACCCGUCGCUAUGUGUUUAUGACACAAAGGCAGUUUGAUUUAUAUGUAAAACUGCAGAAAUUGCAACUUAUAAAUCAAUGUAAUCUCAGAAUCCUCAACUGAAUACAUUGUUUUUGAGUUGAAAAACGCGGUAGCAGCUUGCCACAGUUAAAAUGAGGAAAACACUAAUGGGACAUUUUCGUAAACGGUAUUGGAUAGACAACCUGAAAUGUUUACUUUAGCUUAUAAUUUCUCAGUGAAACUUCCCUUAGUCCCCAUUAAUAAACAUUAAUCUGACACUUAAAUGCGCAUAUAUGUUUAGAGUAACAUAUAAGACACUGUGGUUAGCAUGACUGCGCCAAAUGUGAAAUCAAAUGUAGACCAGAAUGUUACAAAUAAGGACUUCCUGAGGGAUAAUCCCCUAUGAGCCACCUUUUGCUCCGAGUUACCUCUUUCCGUUCAAUGCAGUCUAAAAGAUUUCAGUCGUUCAUCCUCCGCAAAAAAGUGACUUGGAUGAAGGGCUGCAAUUAAAAAUGAAAAAGGAAGCAGACAGCCAAUUUGCAUGCUUGAAUGCCCUUAGUUACAGACAAACGGACGGAUCCAUCAGAAAGUCAGUAUCUAAUAGAAAUUUCUGGAGCGGCAAAGAUCUUAAUUGAAUGGGAUUGAAAAAUAGCGGACUGGCCAGUUUCGAAGCCCUAAUGAAGUAGUCGGUGCUGUGGUCCAGCUGUUAGCCCUCGGUCAUACGAAAAUCGUGCCUACGUGACAGAUUAUGGACACCCACCCGGCGCAGGAUUAUGAAUCCACUCAUACGUUUGAAUGCGCGUACCUCGGGCAAACACAGAGGCGACAAGUCAUAAAAUGCGUUGACGCAUGCCUCGAGGGUUUUUUACAUUUAAGCAGUCUCUCUAUGGGACAAGUGUAUGGUACGUAACCUCCUGGGAAAACCGUAGUUAGCCAUGGCCAUGGCUGUAAUAGGUAACCCUAGCCCUUAACCCGUAAGCAUUUAAGGAAAACUUGAGCGUAACCGCAACCUUAACUCUUGGCUUUAAAUCCCUAACCCAAGCCCAAAUACCAGGCCCUAAGCCCUAGCUCAUAGCCCAAGCCUGACAACCUCAGCCCUAGGAAUAACCCAACUACUUAUACUAGCCCCAACUCCAACCGUAUCCCUACCCCCAAUCUUGAGCUCGAUCCGGACAAUUUUUACGUCGCCAACGCUAAUGAAGAUCAAAAUCCCCGUGCCAUAUGACCUCUUCGCCGACCUCUUGCUAGGCGAACCGUCAUAAAUCACAUAAUAGCACUACCGACAAAGACAGGGGGACUGAAAUGUCCAUUUCUGGUUUGCUAGCCGGCGUCAAUCAGUCACACCUAAUCCCGAGGUGUGCAAAACCUGGGACUCGAUCCCGCGACCUGAAGUUCAACGCCCUAACCACUGAGCCACGGACUCGUUGUCCUGUCAGUUACGAUCGAGUAUAUUAACAAUGACAGGGAAGCGCUUAUCGAUCGUGCCAGGGGACUCACUCGUCCCGUUUUGCUUUGGCUCCACACCACACCUACCUAGAUAUGAUAAGCUGAAUGUUAAAAAAUCACCCAAAAGGCUACAUACUCUAUCCUUAACCCUUUUAAUAUCACCAAAUAUCUGGAGGGCGUGAGCAAAAACCGUGUAAAAUAGGUUUCCCAGUUACUUAGGACAGCUCGAAUUGCCUGAAACUGCGUCAUUUAAAAGGUAGCAUACGCCGGGAAGAGGGAUCCAAACUUUUGCAGUUAACUAAAUCAUGUCGUCAACAUCAUUUUACCGUAGUAAAUUGAAACUCAACUACUCUUUUUUAUUUUUUACUUUUUUAUAUCACUCCCAAUUUUUCCUCAAAACAUAACGUGAUCUCUAAGAUAUAUUCUCCGCCUUGCGCUUAUUCAUGUAAUUUCGAAAUUACUUCCCACCCCCGCGAGCUGUUCACACUACCCAGUGACAGAUGGCAGCUGAAGGUCUGUCUCCAAGUGCGCUGACGUCAGAAUAUCCAUAUGCGAAUUGACGACUUCUAUAAUUUGCUUGAAGUUCUAUGAUUUAAAAAACCGGUAGAUACGAAUUCGUUUAAAAAGGACGCUCUCCUUUCAUCAAAGCGUAUCAUAAUAAACUUUCGGGGCCUGUUUACAAACUUCUACUCGUUCCAUAUGCUUCUUACUGCCUCCUUUCUCUGGAAAUUCCGCAGGAACUUCGUUGGUACGUUCUUCUUUCAGUCACAUCAAAGCUACUAUAAACUAUUAUGUUUUCCGUCAAUAAAAGAUUGACUUGAGCUGAUGCUGAGAUGUUUAUAUUUUUGCAGUCAUUUCUUGAAAGGCGUGUUCAUAUUCCUUUUUUAUUCGACAUAACAAAGCGCUCUUGCACUUGCAUGUAUUCAUACCCCUUACGCAACGAGCCCGUCCAUUCUCGUCAACGGUGGGGGUGUUUCGAGCGCUGAGAUAUACAAUUAAAUCUCACGCGAUUAGUGGCUCCACGUUUUGUGUGUCUCGGCGGUGACCUGAUGACGACCGGGCUUAUUUCAAUUUUCGAUGUCUAGUCUAGAUGGCUAGUACUUUCUUGGUACUGCUGUAAAGGAUAGGUUGUCAGAAGCCUGUAGAGGCGUGACGACACUCCGAACAAAUUAGAGGGCAAGGGGUGGCGGGGUUGGUGCACGUGAUAUUUAUAGCGCUGUUCUUGUUAACAGACAGAUAUCUAAAGUUUCCCAGUCUUUGUGAAGAACGAGUCUUUGUAUUGAGAGAGGGCCGGAAUCAACUCAUCGUGGGCAUCGGUGUUUUUAGGCGUCACUUCUGCCUUGAUACAGCGAUGGCUACUGGAGCGAUUAACAGUACUCUCCGGGGGCCGGAACGUGUGAGUACAACGCGGACAGGUGAAAGGGCCUCAGCAACCAUGUCGUCACAUUUCUAAGUUGCCUCCAACGCUGUUGUUGCUCGUGCUGAUGAUGAUGGUGGUGAUGAUGAUGAUGAUGAUGAUGGUGGUGGUGGUGGUGGUGAUGGUGGUGGUGGUGGUGGUGGUGGUGGUGGUGGUGGUGGUGGUGGUGGCAUAGUUGUGAUUGCUAUGAAUAAUAACAUAUUCAGAAAGGUCAGCUAG
Spirometra erinaceieuropaei is the source of this 11705-nucleotide messenger RNA. Lineage: Eukaryota; Metazoa; Platyhelminthes; Cestoda; Diphyllobothriidea; Diphyllobothriidae. The record is from the annotation of a GenBank genome assembly.